This is a messenger RNA of Misgurnus anguillicaudatus (oriental weatherfish), 4241 nucleotides long. It is a transcript of the gene spred2a, whose product is annotated as sprouty related EVH1 domain containing 2a. NCBI's taxonomy places the organism in Eukaryota, Metazoa, Chordata, Actinopteri, Cypriniformes, Cobitidae. Gene Ontology annotation, cellular component: membrane. Gene Ontology annotation, molecular function: protein kinase binding. The record is from RefSeq and is a predicted model, not a curated record. Gene Ontology annotation, biological process: negative regulation of MAPK cascade; multicellular organism development.
CACCGGAGAUCCCUCAGUCCAAAACUGUCUGCAGCCGUUCCAAUGUGACGUCAUUGCUUCCGCAACCCCCUCCAUUCCCCCCACCUCCAGUGUCGGCGGCGCUCGCCUGCUGCUGACUACACAAUCCAACAUGGAGUAAUAAGAGAUGGGGCUCCACACCGAGACCAGCGCGCAGUCUUCGGCCACGGCGAGGCGAAAAAAACAUCGAUAUAGCCAUCGGGACGAUGCACGAAGGCAGGAUUUGGGGAUUUUUAACCAGAUGCAUUGCGACCACUAGAGGAUAAAGCGGAGUGCGCGGGGAAAGAGCGAAAAUAAGCAACGCCGAAACGGAUUUGGGGAAAAACUCGUUGGUGUGGACUUGAGAAAGAGACGAAGUGGAGAACCGAGACGACAUGAAGCCCGAACGAUGUGUGCCCGCGGAGGGAUAUUAUUAUUAUUGUAGGUGAAACGAGGUGGAAAAUGACCGAGGAAUCGCAACCAGACGAUGACAGUUACAUAGUGCGAGUGAAAGCGGUGGUGAUGACGAGGGAUGAGUCUAGCGGGGGCUGGCUGGCUCAGGAGGGUGGAGGUCUCAGUCGGGUCGGGGUUUGUAAGAUGGUCCCAGCUGACCUGGAGCUCCUGGGACGAAAUGGCUUUCUCAUCUAUGGCGAGAGACUUAAAGACAAGCAGGUAAUCCUACAGUGCUUUCUAAAGAAGGACCUGGUCUACACUAAAGCCACGCCCACCUUUCACCAUUGGAGGGUGGACAACAGAAAGUGCGGGCUGUCGUUCCAGAGCCCUGCUGACGCCCGGGCGUUCGACCGCGGCGUGAGGAAAGCCAUUGAGGACCUCACGGAGGGAUCUACAACAUCCUCCUCCACACUGCAGAAUGAGGCUGAACUGGGCGACGAUGAUGUUUUCACGAACACCACAGACAGCUCGUCUAAUUCUUCUCAGAAGAGAGAGACAUCCAUGCAGACGCUCGCACCAAUCAGCUUCUCUGAGCCCCACCAUUGCAUUCUGGGACAUCUUUACGACCAGCACAGGCACUCUGACCGUUACUACCUGGAACAGACGGUACCCAUAUUCCCCUGUUCACGUCAUGUCAGGUUUCACGAGGAGGAUGAGGAGAUCGUUCGGAUUAACCCACGCGAACGCUCUUGGCUAACGGGCUACGAGGACUAUCGGCACGCUACCACGGCCACACGCGAAAAAACACUGCGAUCGGAUGCCACGGACGCUUACGUUCACCUCGAUAAGAGCGAGCCACCCAAACACGACUACACUUACUCUUACCCACACAGUGGGGAUGGACACCUGACCCACGGUGGCAAAACGGGCAUCGGCGGGGGCGUGGUCACAGGGCAGCCGAGGCCGCUGACGGCGAAAUGGCUGCCGCGGCGCGUGGACGAUGGAAGGGAGCGCUUGCGGUGCGUGUACUGCCAGAACAUGUUCAGUCCGGUGGAAAACGGGCGCGGGCGCUGUCAGGAAGCCCCGGACCCCGUGCAAACGUGCAUUCGGCGGGUGAGCUUCAUGUGGUGCGCGGACAGCCUGCUCUACCACUGCAUGUCGGACACCGAGGGCGACUACUCGGACCCGUGCUCGUGCGAUGCCAGCGAAGAGCGUUUCUGCCUGCGAUGGCUGGCGCUCCUGGGUCUCUCGCUGUUAGCGCCCUGCAUGUGCUGUUACUUGCCACUGCGAGCGUGCUACCGCUGCGGCGUCGCGUGUCACUGUUGUGGCGGGAAGCACAAGGCAGCGGGGUGAGCAGCGGGACGGGACGCAACAGUGUGGAUGAGGAAUGAAUGAACUGCAUUUGUUAUUUUUUCCUUCCCGCUGUAUUUCAGAGGGUCGUCCCAUUAACGUUUCUUUUGUUUCAGUUUAACUGUACCGGACAGAGGUCCUAAUAUUUUUUUUGUUUUUAUUUGUAUUGGUUUUUAAAAGAGUAACCCUCAGCUUCCAUUUAAAAAGACUACACGAUAAAUAUUCGUUUAUAUAUGAAAAGUAUAUAUAAAUAUAUGUAGAUAUAAAUAUAUAAAUCCAGGUACUUUAUAUUUUUAUGCUUCUGUGCUUUGAAGGUUUGACUUACGUUCCCGCGUCUUUGUCUGUUCGUUUUAAUCGAUUCGUUUUUUUACGUCACUGUUUGCUGUGUCUCUCCAGUCAGAGGCGUCUGUUUUAACUGUGAUACACGUCCACUAGACAAACCCAGAGUCCAAAAUAGUUGACCUGUAGGAUGGUAGAUCCCGUGUGUGUAUGUGUGAGGUCUGUGUGGUGUGAUAUGAACACAUUGCUAUACAAUUGUAAAGCAAUUGUGUGUCUUUUUUGUCUCACAAAACAUGUCUAGAUUGCAUUAACCCCAACAAUCGAUUGCAAAAUAAUUGUUAAAAAAAAAAUCAAGCAUAUUGUGGGACCAUUUUUUUAUGUUGGUUUUUAUCGUCAUGUAAUCAAGUACAGUAAACCAUUACUCUUUACUGUAAUGCAUCCACAUAUUUUACCGCUAAUAAUUCAUAUUAUUCUCAAUGGCGAUUUUAUUUACUGUAAUACAGUAUGUUGUGGUUUUAAAAGGGAGUGUAACAUACACUACCAUGAUGUAUAAAAAUUAGGGAUGCACCAAUAUAUUAGCCUAUAAUCGGUAUUGGCAGAUAAAAGCAUGUUGACAAUGACAACAGAAUUGCAUUUUGUGAAGAUUUCACAACUUAAUACUUUGAAACAAGGAGUAAAAAGCAACACAAUCUGUAUUUAUCUCUAUCAUAUCAUUUCUUUCUAAAGAGUAAUUUAUAUUCAUGUGUAGAUUCUACGCCAUAGCUAUGCUAUAGGCUAUGCCAUAGGCUAUUCCGUAGGCUAUUCCUUAGGCUAUGCACAGCUCUGUGUGGUCUGAUGUGCACCUCAACAAAAAUUUAACAACGUGUCCAUUCUACGCAGACCGCAAGUGCUGUGAUUGGUCCACUAGAACCCCUUACGUCAAGUAAAAAAGAAUCGGCACAUUUCUUCAUAGGCAUUUCUGCUUACGGUAAAAACAAACAUGGGCCAAGUUGAGGAGUAAUUUAACUCAAAUUGCAAUUUACCUCGCUGUCAAUUUACCUCCAUUAAUGCUGGUCUACUCAAAUCAUACUGCUUCUGCUUCUUUGUUUGUGGGUUUACUUGCCAAGCUGUUUUUGCUUUGGCUGUUGCACUGCUACUGUGGGUUACACGCAUGGAUACUGCCUACGAAGAACUUUAAUGAGCCCUUAAGUAAUUAAAUAUCGGAAUCAGCACAGAAAUGUUGUAUUGUUGCAUCCCUAGUAAAUAUACAAUCAAAUAUACAUAUUUUUAAAAAAAUGUAUAUGAUACAUGUUUUUCACAUUACAAUUUUUAAAAAAAAAGGUGCAAUAUGGGACUUUUAGCGGCAUCUAGUGGUGAGACUGUGAAUUGCAACUUGCAGCUCAGUCCACAGCCCCACCCUCCCUUUCGAAACGCAUAGAGAAGCUACAGUAGCCACCACAGGACAAACACAUCAUCGUUUGAGACGAUAGCGACUUCCAUGUAAGGGGACCCGCUGUGUAUAUAGAUAAAAAUGAUUCAUUCUAAAAUAAUAGUUUAUUUUUUAAGGUCUUUAUACACCACUGAUAAUAUAGUUAUGUAGAUUAUAUUGGAUUUCCGUCAAGAGAUCCUUUAAAAAGUCCCACAUUGCACCUUUAAAUAUCAGUCAUAGUAGUCAUAGUGCAGAAAGUCAUCAUGGUCCUCAAAACAGGCUACAUUUUCUUAAAAAAAAAUUAAUGUUUGAAUUAAAUCUGACAGUUUUUGUGAGAUAUGCCCAAUGUGUUGUUCAGAAUGUGUGUGUGUGUGUGUUAUCAAUGUUUAAAACUCAAAACCAGCCUCAAAGUUGAUGUACCCGUCCUACAGGAUGAAAACAAGAUGUCUUUUUCUCUGCCUUUGUCUUAAGCACAACACAACUAGUAAAACUAACAAACAAAAAACCAUCUGAACACUGUGCAAGUUGUUGUGAAGUUCUAAAACUAUUUCCAGCGGCUGGCCUAUCGGCUUCAUCCUUCAAACAACAUCGAGCCAAUCGGUGAACUGUGAUCCUGUUUGUCAUCUGAUGUUUUAUGUUCUGUUUCUUCUCUCUCUCUAUCCCCCCCUCCCCUAUGAGCUUCUGCAGUAGUACUAUCUAAACGGUGAGCAGAGGAGUUGUAUUUUUUAACCGGUGUCCAGGAGAAUGAGUUAUCUGUCUGUAUGCUGCUCCUGAACACAAUCUGAGAUUAAAGGAAAGUGCCUGAAUCAUUUAA